Messenger RNA from Carassius gibelio (silver crucian carp), 1861 nucleotides. RefSeq names its product cyclin-dependent kinase 5 activator 1-like. NCBI's taxonomy places the organism in Eukaryota, Metazoa, Chordata, Actinopteri, Cypriniformes, Cyprinidae. Gene Ontology annotation, molecular function: protein kinase binding; cyclin-dependent protein serine/threonine kinase activator activity. The record is from RefSeq and is a predicted model, not a curated record. Gene Ontology annotation, cellular component: protein kinase 5 complex; cytoplasm. The transcript has a single exon. Gene Ontology annotation, biological process: activation of protein kinase activity; positive regulation of cyclin-dependent protein serine/threonine kinase activity; brain development. Bases 317 to 1243 code for a protein of 308 amino acids.
ACCUUUAGUUUUUUUGCCCGGCUACACAUUACAAGUCCUGCCCAUUGCUCCCACUGUCUGAGGCUGCGCGCGCAGUGGGAUGCAGAAGGAGUGGAGCGCGCGCGAGUGACGGAGGCGAGCAUCGAUUAUUACAUAGGUACGCUAUACUAAUCAACUCAACAACUGUUUCCCCCACUGUAUAGCCGGUGGUCACGCGAAACAUAAAUGGACGUAAACCUGUGACUCUGAAGUCGCACCUCACCGAGGCACUGAACGGGACGAAAGGCGAGACAGCGCAUUCCGAAGGGCCGGUGGGUGUUGGUCGUCAGUGGAAAAGAUGGGCACGGUGCUCUCGAUUUCCCCCACGUCCAGAAAAGGUGGGAUUCUGAAUGAGAAGACGGAUGGAGCUAGCGGCAAGACGGAGAAGAGUCUCAAGCGCCAUUCGGUGCUGAUAUCGGCUCUGACGUGGAAGCGGUUAGUCGCUGCCUCUGCCAAGAAGAAGAGUGCCAAGAAAGUGAACCCGAACCCACCCGUUUCUCAGAUCACUAAUCCAGUUGACCAGCUGAACAGCGAAAAUCUUAAGAAGUCUCAGUCAGCCUCCGAGCGCAAGACGAAGCCUGGGCCACUCGCAGUGCCAGUCCCUACAGUACCGGAUAAAAGCCUUCGAUCCAGUCAAACCCAGAAUGCAUCCCAGAACGGAAAGCAGGUCCUGCCGGUCCAGCGGCAACCGAGCAGCCGCUCCAUCAUCUCGCCUAGACGAGUCAUCGUGCAAGCCUCCACAGGAGAGCUCCUUCGCUGCCUGAGCGAGUUCAUGUGCAGGAGGUGCUACAAACUCAAAGAGCUUAGCCCAAAUGAGAUCAUCCUGUGGUUCCGAAACGUCGACCGGUCGCUGCUCAUCCAAGGCUGGCAAGACCAGGGUUUCAUCACUCCCGCCAACUUGGUGUUCGUCUACCUGCUCUGCCGGGAGGCGGUGACCGAGGAUAUUUCCAGCGAGUACGAGCUGCAGGCCACCUUUCUCACCUGCCUCUACCUGGCUUACUCUUACAUGGGCAACGAGAUCUCGUACCCGCUCAAGCCCUUCCUGGUGGAGACCAACAAGGAGGUGUUCUGGGAGCGCUCCCUGCGGAUCAUUGACAAAAUGAGUGCCAAAAUGUUGCAGAUCAACUCCGACCCGCAUUUCUUCACCGAGGUCUUUCAAGACCUCAAGAACGAGGGUGGCUCGAGCGAUACGAACGGAAGAUGGAAUAAUAACCUGGACCGUUAAGUUUGGCUCGUGUCAAAGGGAGAGAGAAGCUCUCUGAUACCUCUCCACACCCUUCCUUCAAGGGUGAAAUGAAUGUAAGGCCCGACUGCUGAAGGUGUGAAGAGUGUUUCACUCUAUUGCUGGUUCAUUGGAAACGGACAGGAGGAUUUCGCCUCACCUCCAUGAGAGGGGGUUUACGUUAAUACAUGUGUAAAAUACAACCUUCAUGACCCAGUGAAUGUUACGAGCGCGGUCUGGUGUUUCUUCAUAGUUUACUUAAUGCAUGCUUAAAAAAUUCUACUCGUAUCAUCAUUGUGGUUUUUGAAGAAGAAGAAAAUAACGCUAUCUGGUGCCGAGCUACAAUGCGAGAUGUAAAUUAUUAGCUUGUGCAUCAGUGUUGGGGACUUAUUUUUCUAUUAGUUUCAGAAACGUUGUUGUCACCGACGCUAAGCUGUCCAGGGUGCUGGCCUGCAACAGACACUCUCCGCUUGUCUCCUGUGGCGCCUGAUGCUAUCUAUCUGAACGUUGAAUGUACUGUUUUACAACAAAACGAAUUCUCUACAGUCAUAUGUGCCAAUUGUCAUAGUAUAAAACGUAAUGUUUUAUAUUGUAUAUUUGAAAAUAUAUGAAUACAAAUAC